Messenger RNA from Ornithodoros turicata, 1775 nucleotides. RefSeq names its product LIM/homeobox protein Lhx9-like. Lineage: Eukaryota; Metazoa; Arthropoda; Arachnida; Ixodida; Argasidae. The record is from RefSeq and is a predicted model, not a curated record. The transcript has 4 exons. Gene Ontology annotation, cellular component: nucleus. Gene Ontology annotation, biological process: neuron differentiation; regulation of transcription by RNA polymerase II. Gene Ontology annotation, molecular function: DNA-binding transcription factor activity, RNA polymerase II-specific; RNA polymerase II transcription regulatory region sequence-specific DNA binding. The coding region runs from base 134 to 1141 and encodes 335 amino acids.
ACUCCGGCAGACGAGCGUGUGGACGCUCGAUGCAGGGUGCCGUGAAGUCGCGUCCGAUGCUUCCUUCUCCUAAGAUUGUCCCCCUGUGUGUUGCAAGACGAAUACCGUGAGCGCCGUGAGUGUGCCGGAGAGAAUGCCAGUGAUCAGCCCGGGCCCGGCUGAGGAACAGCUCAAGAUGUGCGCGGGCUGCGGUUCGCACAUUGUGGACAGGUUCUAUCUGCUGGCGGUGGAACGGCAGUGGCAUACCAAGUGUCUCCGAUGCUGUCACUGCAAGCAGCAGCUGGACUCUGAACUGACUUGCUUCGCGAGAGACGGCAAUAUUUACUGCAAGGAGGACUAUUACAGACUGUUUGCAGUGAAGCGAUGUGCCCGUUGCCAGCAAGGUAUCUUCGCAUCGGAGUUGGUGAUGCGGGCCCGCGAUCUUGUCUACCACUUGCACUGCUUCACAUGCGCCUGGUGCAACGCUGCUCUGGCCCAAGGAGAUCAUUUCGGUCUCAGGGAGAAUCUGGUGUACUGCCGGACGCACUUUGAGCUUCUGGCCGAAGGCCCUCUAGCACCGCUAGGGCCAGAAGACGAUAACGGGCCAGGUGGCCUUGAAGGUGGCAUCCCGCCACCACCAGCCGCCUAUGUGGCACCUCCUGGAUCGUACGGCGUUCGAAAGGGUCGGCCGAGGAAAAGGAAGCCCGGGGAGAUGCCCGACGGUCCCCAGCAUAUGGGACUGCCGGAUCUAACAUCACUGAACGCGAACGGACCUCCGUCAGCAUUGCAGCAGCAACAGCAGCGAACGAAGCGCAUGCGCACUUCGUUCAAGCACCAUCAGCUGCGGACGAUGAAGUCCUACUUUGCUAUCAACCAAAACCCGGACGCCAAAGACCUCAAGCAGCUUGCGCAAAAGACCGGACUCUCCAAGAGGGUGCUUCAGGUGUGGUUCCAGAACGCACGUGCCAAGUGGCGGCGCAAUAAUCUCCGGCAGCAGGACCAGCCGGCGCCGUCGCUGCCGGCCAGCAGUCCCGGCGGCACCAGCUCCUUCUCCGAGCCAAGCCCGGGGACGGUUGUGCCUCUAGACUACAGCGCGGCUCCACCGCAAACCACGCUUCCAGUCAUCGAUUCCCUCUCGUCUUUCCAAGAGCAACUCUUCUGACGCUGACGUUCGCCAGCCGUUCCUCUAUUUAUUGCAUUUUGUACAUACUCUUCAAGGUAACCGACGGUUUUCAUCACUCGUGCUGUGUGUCGUGUCCUCGUCCUGCGUCGGGUACCAACUCUCUCAUUCAAACUGUCCAACUGUGUGGCUCGAAGCGCGUUCUUCGUACCAGGACGUUCCUCGUGGACUAGAACCUAGAUCUGUGCCGGAUCGGUAUGAUCUAAUGAUCGAAAACUGUCACCAUAUCUUGCUUGAGGAUUGCGUUCUUUAUGGGUUUAUUGGCCGUGGGGGGAGUCAUCGGUGGAAAGAGGAAGCAAUGGCUUGGAUUCCUUCCCUUCCAGCGCCUCACACUAAGGGUUUCUGUGCUAAUACAGUCACCAACAAUGUAGUACUGCAGGUUGUGAACAGUGGUUGAAGAUCAAAGUCAGCCACUGGAUGUCAUGCGUGAUCUGCAUGCUUCGUGGGUUCAAAAGCUCCGGGGAAGGGUCGAAAGGAACGAUGACUUGGUCAAACUCUAGAUACCAUCGUGCUAUAGGGUCUUUUCUCUAAGUAACACUUUAUCAACAAACGUACGGUUGUGAAACAAUGUUUUUCUCGAACCAUCGAGAAUUUUUCAAAAAAAAAAAAAAAGAAA